This is a messenger RNA of Erythranthe guttata (spotted monkey flower), 1484 nucleotides long. Its product is annotated as oxygen-dependent coproporphyrinogen-III oxidase, chloroplastic. Lineage: Eukaryota; Viridiplantae; Streptophyta; Magnoliopsida; Lamiales; Phrymaceae. Gene Ontology annotation, cellular component: chloroplast stroma; cytoplasm. Gene Ontology annotation, molecular function: coproporphyrinogen oxidase activity. The record is from RefSeq and is a predicted model, not a curated record.
AAUAAACAUUACUCCGAUCGAUCCGAUAUACCUUAUCAUUAGAAAUUUGCAGAUUCUGCAAUUCCAUGAGCAUCCCCCUCCGCCUUCCAGCAAUGCGGACUCCGUCAGUUACCGCCACCACCGUACUCCCUUUUGCCCAUUCCUUCACCGUCGGCUCUCCACCCACUUUCAGCUUCAAUUUCUCCCUUCACCCUUUUUCAACCACACGGACUACUAAUACUUCUUCUUCUUCUUUUCGAAUCCACUCCUCUUCUUCCCCAAUGAUUGAAAAGGAAAUUCCACAGUUUGAAAAGCCCUCCACUUUUCUCCGGGAGAGCGAGGGCGAUACUUCUCCAAAUUCAUCCACUUCUGUUAGAGCACGAUUCGAGAAAAUGAUUAGGGAGGCACAGGACACCGUCUGCUCUGCCAUUGAGGCCGCCGACGGUGGUGCCAAGUUCAAGGAAGAUGUCUGGUCCAGGCCUGGAGGUGGUGGCGGAAUUAGCAGGGUCUUACAGGAUGGUUCCGUUUGGGAGAAAGCCGGUGUCAAUGUUUCUGUUGUUUACGGAACUAUGCCUCCCGAUGCUUAUAGAGCGGCCAAACCCAGUUCUGGAAAUGCCGAUCUCAAGCCAGGUCCCGUCCCCUUUUUCGCUGCUGGCAUCAGCUCCGUCCUUCAUCCAAAGAAUCCUUUCGCUCCAACUUUGCAUUUUAAUUACCGUUAUUUUGAGACUGAUGCUCCUAAAGAUGCUCCAGGAGCACCAAAGCAAUGGUGGUUUGGUGGUGGUACAGAUUUGACUCCUGCUUACCUUUUUGAGGAGGACGUCAAACAUUUCCAUUUGGUCCAAAAGGAUGCGUGUGACAAGUUCAAUGGUGACUUCUAUCCUCAAUUCAAGAAGUGGUGUGAUGAUUAUUUCUACAUCAAGCAUCGUGGGGAGAGACGUGGUCUUGGGGGUAUAUUUUUUGAUGAUUUGAAUGCGUAUGACCAAGAGAUGCUUCUUUCCUUUGCUACUGAGUGUGCAAAAUCCGUGAUUCCAGCAUAUAUACCAAUCAUAGAGAGGAGGAAGGACAUGCCAUUUACAGACAGACACAAGGCAUGGCAGCAGCUACGUCGGGGACGCUAUGUGGAAUUCAACUUGGUUUAUGAUCGGGGAACUACAUUUGGUCUCAAGACCGGUGGUAGAAUCGAGAGUAUACUAGUCUCACUUCCAUUAACUGCACGAUGGGAAUAUGACCACCAACCAGAAGAAGGAACAGAGGAAUGGGAACUUUUGGAUGCCUGUAUCAACCCCAAAGACUGGAUCUGAUUUCCAUUUUUCCUUGUUUUCUGUUGAUUCUUAUCGAGCUCGCUCGUUUGCUUUAUUUUUAAUUCUAGAACAUUGUGGAUUUAGGACAGCAUUUUGUGAUAUAGAUAGGAUCUUGAUGUAUUUAUUUAUGGGUUUCUUAGGUCAAAGAGGACAUCAAGAAAAUUACUUGUACCAUCCUUUUAAUGAAUGCAGCAUAAACUCUGA